CAGCACUCGUGGAAGUCGCCUUAUACGCCGGCAUUUACGGUAGUCCUCACGACUGUAAUGGAGCCCAUCCAUUACGGCUGUAAGGCCUUAUGGUCAUCAAAUGGGUUGAUUGACAUGAUUUUGCUUGAAACUUGAUUUUACUUCUUUUUUUUUUUUUUUGCGUUGGUUGUUAAAAGGAACGUUGCGCUCAUUAAGCAAACUCAUUUCCUGCUGUGCUACAGUUUUGCUGAAAAUUGGAAGUGCCGGUUUUGAGUAAAACAUGGUCACGUGACUACAAAAUCGGCGGUGAAGGCGGCCAUGUUGCUGAGCGUCUGAAGUGCAGGUCACAUGACUGCAGAGCCUCUGAUCUGGGCCACAAGUUCCCUGUUUCCGGAAAUAUAAACAAACUGGAAACACCUGUGAUGGAUUUCAAAAGUAAGCCACUGCUGCUCCCCAAGAAAGGAGCCAACCACAUCAAGAUGAAGCCGGUCCCUGAGAUCCUGGGGAAUCCCACCGGAAGGCCCCCCAGCUGUGAAGUGAGCCGAGAGUGCUCUGUUUACCUGGGCAAGGCCCACCUUUCCGCCACACUACAGGACGAUGUCGUGCCGAAAUACAACGGCCGCGACGGCCUCCCCUACAUCCCUGUGGAGAAGCUCCAAGACCUCACCUCCCGCGUCUUCAACGGGGAGUCGGGAGCGCAGGAGACCAAACUGCGCUUUGAGUCUCAGGAGGGCAAGGAGACUGGGACGCCCCCCAACACUACCCCGGCCAAAAACGGCUCACCCGAAAUUAAACUGAAAAUCACUAAAACGUACAUGAACGGGAAGCCUCUCUUUGAAUCCUCCAUCUGUGGCGACGGCGUGCUGGAGGCCGCUCAGGCGGAGCCCAACCCGGCCAACAAGGAGAAGCGGAGCAGGAAGAGGAGCAUCAAGUACGACUCCCUACUCGAGCGGGGCUUCGUAGAAGCGGCGUUGCUGUCUGGGUCGUCCGGUUCCUCCUGCGACAAGUUUUCUGCUCAAGAAGACUCACCUAUGGCGGCCGAGAAGGAGGACCGGACGCAGGCCCUGAAGUACGGCGUGGGAGACGUGGUCUGGUCCAAGGUGUCCGGCUAUCCGUGGUGGCCUUGCAUGAUCUCCGCUGACCCUCUUCUCCAUCACUUCACCAAGCUCAACGGACAGAAAAAGAGUUUUCGCCAGUAUCACGUACAGUUUUUUGGGGAUGCGCCAGAACGAGCCUGGGUGUUUGAAAAGAGCCUUGUAAUGUUCAAAGGAGAGGAGCAGUUUGAGCAAUUGUGUCAGGAAAGCGCAAAGCAUUCCAUUAACAAAGCAGAGAAAAUAAAGAUGUUAAAACCGGUUUCAGGAAAACUGCGUCCCCAGUGGGAGAUGGGGGUCAAGCAGUCCAAAGAUGCCUUGUCCAUGUCCGUGGAGGAAAGGAAAGCUAAGUACACCUUCAUUUACGUCAGGGGCAGGCCGGUCCUCAACCCCCAAGUGGCGAAGGAAGCCGGACUCGUAGUUAAGUCUUUGGAAGAGAUGGAUAAAAUUUAUUUGGACGAAGACCUUUCUCAGACUCUGAAAUCGAGCAAAGAAUACGACGUCCCAGCCAAAAGGGGGAGAAGGACCAAGUCGCUUUGCGCAAGUGAUUCGGAAGACUUCAGCCCCAGGCCUGUCCAGGGCCCCCCUUCCGGAAAAUAUCUGGAGGAGAGAGAAGCCAGAGGAGGCACGGGGGGGUCCCCUUUCGGUAGGAAGAAAGCGAUUGCCUACGCUCCCCGAAACCGAAAGAGCGAUGGGGUCCCCCAGUUCCUGGUGUUUUGUCAGAAGCACCGAGAUGAGGUGGUCUCUGAGCAUCCCGAUGCCUCGAGCGACGAAAUAGAAGAGCUGCUGGAGUCACAGUGGAACAUGCUAAGCGAAAAACAGAAAACACGCUAUAACACAAAAUUUGCCCUAGUGACCUCUCCCAAAUGUGAAGAAGACACUGGUCCGGCCGCGAGGAGCUUGAGCAAGGCCACACGUAAAGUCUUUCAAGGAUCACGUAAACGAAGACCAAGAUCCAGAAGUAACUUAUAUGGAAAUAAAAGGAAACCUGUAAAGAGGACAAGGAAACCCACGGAAGAUUUUGAAGUUCAAGAAGCAUCUAGAAAAAGGCUGAGAAUGGAUAAGAAGAACUAUCAGAAGAGAGAGAGGAGCAAUGACAAAAUGGCAAAAACAAACUUGGCUAAAGUCACAGAAACCUCACAAAAGAAGCCGUCAGGUCUGUCCGAUGCAUAUAAGCCAUUGAAGAAACGAAAUCGGGCCCCGGGACCAGACUCUUCGCAUCUCCCUUAUAGCAAAAGUUCAUCUCCUUCAGCGUCCUUAACUGAGAAUGAGAUUUCAGAUGGUCCGGGAGACGAGAGGUCAGAGUCUGCCUAUGAAAGCGCCGACGAGGGUCUCGGGGAGGCUUCUCAGCUGUCCAAGAAGUCGGACCGAGGGGCCACAGCCCGGAAGGAGUACGUCUGCCAGGUCUGCGAGAAGCCCGGGGAGCUGCUGCUGUGUGAAGGACGCUGCCUGGGGGCUUUCCACGCCAGCUGCAGCGGCCUCUCCGGACGACCCAAGGGGCGCUUCAGGUGCAGCGAAUGCACUUCAGGGCUCCACGCCUGUUUUGUCUGCAAGGAGAAGCAGUCGGAGGUCAAGCGCUGUGCCGUCUCUCACUGCGGAAAGUUUUAUCACGAGGCCUGCGUGAAGAAAUCCCCCCUCACCGUGUUUGAGAACCGGGGCUUUCGCUGCCCUCUGCACAGUUGCGAGAGUUGUCACAUUGCCAACCCCUCCAACCCCAAAGUGUCCAAAGGCAAAAUGAUACGGUGCAUUCGCUGUCCGGUGGCUUACCACGUGGGCGACAAUUGUGUGGCUGCCGGUUGUGCCAUGCUUUCCUCCAGCAGCAUUGUGUGUACCAACCACUUUACUGCCACAAAGGGGAAAAGCCACCACGCUCAUGUGAACGUCAGCUGGUGUUUUGUGUGCUCAAAAGGGGGAAGCUUGUUAUGUUGUGAGUCUUGUCCUGCUGCGUUUCAUCCCGACUGUCUAAACAUUGAAAUGCCAGACGGAAGCUGGUAUUGCAAUGACUGCAAAGCAGGGAAAAAAAUCCAUUUUCAAGAUAUCAUUUGGGUCAAACUGGGAAAUUACAGGUGGUGGCCAGCCGAAGUCUGCCAUCCCAAAAACGUCCCCCCAAAUAUCCAGAAAAUGAAGCACGAGAUUGGAGAAUUCCCUGUGUUUUUCUUUGGCUCUAAAGAUUACUACUGGACCCAUCAGGCCCGCGUGUUCCCCUAUAUGGAAGGAGACCGGGGAAGUCGGUACCAGGCCAUUAAAGGGAUCGGGAAAGUCUUCAAAAACGCUUUGCAAGACGCGGAAACACGCUUCCGGGAGAUAAAAUUUCAGCGGGAAGCCAAAGAAACUCAAGAAAACGAACGCAAACCUCCCCCUUACAAACAUAUCAAGGUCAACAAGCCCUUUGGGAAGGUCCAGAUCUAUACGGCGGACAUCUCAGAGAUCCCCAAGUGCAACUGCAAGCCUUCGGACGAGAACCCCUGCGGCCUGGACUCCGAGUGCCUGAACCGGAUGCUGAUGUACGAGUGCCACUCGCAGGUCUGCCCGGCUGGAGGGCGCUGCCAGAACCAGUGCUUCAGCAAGCGCCAGUACCCGGAGACCAAGAUCAUCCGGACGGAGGGCAAGGGCUGGGGCCUGGUCGCCAAGAGGGACAUUAAGAAGGGCGAGUUUGUGAACGAGUAUGUGGGCGAAGUGAUUGACGAAGGGGAAUGCAUGGCGAGGAUCAAAUACGCUCACGAAAACGACAUCACGCACUUUUACAUGCUCACCAUUGAUAAGGACCGCAUAAUUGACGCCGGGCCGAAAGGCAACUAUUCUCGCUUUAUGAAUCACAGCUGCCAGCCGAACUGCGAGACCCUGAAGUGGACGGUGCAUGGCGACACCCGAGUAGGCUUGUUUGCGGUGUGUGACAUUCCCACAGGAACAGAAUUAACCUUCAACUACAAUCUGGAUUGCCUGGGCAAUGAGAAGACAGUGUGCAAGUGUGGGGCUCCCAACUGCAGCGGCUUCCUUGGGGACAGACCGAAGAAUUCAUCCUCCAACGCCUCAGAAGAGAAAGGAAAGAAGACCAAAAGAAGGGCAAGGAGACGCAAAACGAAAAAUGAAGCUAGGAAAAAAACGGAGGACUACUGUUUCCGCUGCGGAGAUGGAGGGCAGCUUGUCCUGUGUGACCGGAAGUCCUGCACCAAGACCUAUCACCUCUCCUGCCUCGAUCUGGUAAAACGUCCCUUCGGCAAGUGGGAGUGCCCUUGGCAUCACUGCGACGUUUGUGGCAAGCCCUCCGUUUCCUUCUGCCACUUCUGCCCCAAUUCCUUCUGCAAGGAUCACCAAGAGGAGGCCCUGCUGGAGUGCAACCGGAGCGGAGAGUGGUUUUGCCCUGACCACCCCGGGGAGAACUUCACGGAGAAGAAAGCCAAACGGCCUCCCAGGAAACUGAUUUCGGUCAAAUGUAAAGGGCAAAGGAACAAGUGGAAGAGGACAUAAUGUUGAGAGGAACAGACUCCCCCCCCCCCCGCCAGUCCCACUGCCAAGGUUGUCUUGUAAAUAAGUUGUGAAUAGGAUCAGGGAAGGACACCCAUUUACUACACAUCUUGCGCAAGAACUGGCUUUGGGGGCGAACGAUUUUUAACCGACUGAGCCAACCCCGCAGCUGGGCGCCCGCUGCAUCUGCACUGAUCAUGAACUCUGGCCUGCCAAGUUCAGACAUUUCAGGACAAACCAGGUUUUCUCUCCAGAAAUAAAUAAUGAGAAUACUUGAACUGUUAGGAAUGGAACAGUUCUUCCUUCCCCGGUGCUUCCUGAACGGAGGUGUGUUGAUUUUUCGGCCAGCGACGGCGUAUAUGGACGGUCUCGUAGCCUUUGAAAUAGUAAUCACCCCUCGGAAAUGUUUAAAUAGAGGGAGAAAAAGAGAGAGAGAGAGCUCGACUAGCUUUUGAAGCCCAACGUGAUGAGGAGAUCCGCUCAACAGGAUUGCAUUAAAUAAGAGGGUGGGGGAGGGGGGAAUGUGGUACCAUGGCUUUUGAUUUUAUUGUUUUAAUUGUAACAACAUUCAAGACGCUGAAGACAAGGAAGCAGCACACCUCUUGAACCCGUGGCAAGCUUUGGAAGAAGAGUCCAGUCAACUGUGCCUCAGGUCAACUGUUUAGUUCCCAUAAGCAAAAAAGGGGAAAAAAAAUGCAUUACCAGUGUCCUCCUUUAAAUGGAUAUUAAAAUCUGUGCCCAAUUUUUAGAUCGUAUUUGCAUAAUAAAAGUAUUUCAAAAUCGAA
Crotalus tigris (Tiger rattlesnake) is the source of this 5320-nucleotide messenger RNA. RefSeq names its product nuclear receptor binding SET domain protein 2 (gene NSD2). Gene Ontology annotation, molecular function: histone H3K36 methyltransferase activity; protein binding. Lineage: Eukaryota; Metazoa; Chordata; Lepidosauria; Squamata; Viperidae. The coding region runs from base 402 to 4538 and encodes 1378 amino acids. Gene Ontology annotation, cellular component: chromatin; nucleus. The record is from RefSeq and is a predicted model, not a curated record. Gene Ontology annotation, biological process: regulation of DNA-templated transcription. The transcript is spliced from 23 exons.